UAUAGCGCCAGUUUGGCUUCCCGGUCUCUCACUCUCCCUUCCCUCCUCUUCCAAUGGCGGACAAACUAGCCCUUCCCCUCCUAUUCCCAACUCCGCCGCCCUCAAAAUCUCUUUUCCCAACACAGAGUCUCCAUAAUCACAAGCACCACCAUUCGCACCAGCAGCAGUCGCAGCCGCCGGUGAUGCUACAGACUUCUUCACUAUCAUCAACCCCUGCAACUCCUCAUCUCCAAGAAUUCAUUUCUACCCAAAACUCCAAUUCUCGAGAAACCCGGAGAACAGUAACAAGCCCUGCUUUCAUUACCAGGAGCAAAACUCGAAUUGGCAAGAAUCGUGACCCCAACCGUGGGAAGCCCUGGUCACACUUCCGCCUUUCCCCGCAAGGUCAGAAAGUUCUCGACUCCCUUAACAACCCAUCUUAUCAAGUCUCGGAGUUGGAUGGAAUCUUGGAGACUUUGUUUGAGUAUUACAGAGCUGGGUCUAGUUUGAGUGGUGGUGUUGAUGGUAAAGUUGAUGUUGACGGUUUAUCUAUUGAUGUUCUGGGGGUUAUGAAGGGUUUGGGGUUCCAAAAGAAAUUCGACCUGGCGAUGAGUGUGUUUGAAUGGGUGAGGAGCAGGCAGGGUUACCAGUUGGUUGUCAGUAACUCUAUGGUGGCUUCAGUUUUUAGAAUGCUUGGUAAAAGUGGGAAAGUUUCGGCGGCAGCUUCUCUGCUGAACAGCUUGCAUAAAGACGGGUUUGAACUUGACGUGUAUGCUUAUACAUCUUUGAUUACUGUUUAUGCUAGUAAUGGCAGGUAUAGAGAUGCUGUGAUGUUAUUUAAUAAGAUGGAGGAAGAAGGUUGCAGGCCCACGUUAAUAACUUAUAAUGUUAUUCUUAAUGCGUAUGGGAAAAUGGGCAUGCCUUGGAGUAAGACUAUAGGUCUGGUAGAAGCAAUGAAGAGUGCGGGGAUUCCUCCUGAUGAAUACACAUAUAACACUCUCAUAACUUGCUGCCGUCGAGGGACUUUGUAUGAAGAAGCUGCUGAGGUUUUUGAGGAAAUGAAAGCUGCUGGGUUUUCUCCUGAUAAGGUCACUUAUAACGCCUUGUUGGAUGUUUAUGGAAAGUCUAGGCGGCCAAAGGAGGCUAUGAAGGUAUUGAGUGAUAUGGAGAUUAAUGGGUUUUCUCCUAGCAUUGUGACCUACAAUUCAUUGAUAUCAGCUUAUGCAAAAGAUGGGUUAUUGGAUGAUGCUAUGGAGCUUAAAUCACAAAUGAUAGAGAAUGAGAUCAUACCGGAUGUUUUUACGUACACUACUCUCCUGUCAGGAUUUGAGAAGGCUGGGAAAGAUGAGUAUGCAAUGAGUAUAUUCAAGGAAAUGAGAGAUAAUGGCUGCAAGCCCAAUAUUUGUACUUUCAACGCACUGAUUAAAAUGCAUGGUAACAGGGGUAAUUUUACUGAGAUGAUGAAGGUUUUUGAGGAGAUUAAAGCAUGCAACUGUGCUCCCGAUAUUGUUACUUGGAACACGCUUCUUGCAGUGUUUGGGAACAAUGGAUUGGACUCUGAAGUUUCCGGAGUGUUUAGGGAGAUGAAAAGAGCAGGGUUUGUGCCUGAGAGGGACACCUUCAACACGCUAAUUAGCGCGUACAGCAGAUGUGGUUCUUUUGAACAAGCCAUGACCAUUUACAAGAGAAUGCUUGAAGCAGGAGUUACUCCUGGCCUUUCAUCCUACAAUGCUGUCCUGGCUGCACUUGCCAGGGGUGGGCUUUGGCAACAGUCUGAGAAAAUUCUUUCUGAAAUGAAAGACAGUGGCUGCAGGCCCAAUGAAUUUACAUACAGUUCGUUGCUUCAUGCUUAUGCCAAUGGGAAAGAGAUCGAGCGAAUGCAUGCUCUUGCUGCAGACAUAUAUUCAGGAGCUAUUGAGCCUCAUACUCUUCUCUUGAAGACCCUUGUUUUGGUUAAUAGUAAGAGUGACCUUCUGGUGGAAACUGAGCAUGCUUUCUUGGAGUUGAAGAAGAAAGGAUUUUCACCUGAUAUCAGUACACUGAAUGCCAUGAUUUCUAUAUAUGGAAGGAGACAAAUGGUCGCUAAAGCUGAUGAGAUCUUAACCUUCAUCCAUGACCGUGGGUUCACCCCAAGUUUGGCAACAUACAAUACUUUGAUGUACAUGCACAGCCGCUCUGGAAAUUUUGAGAAGUCGGAAGAAAUAUUGAGAGCAAUUCUUCAGAAAGGACUGAAACCAGAUCUAAUCUCAUACAACACGGUUAUUUUUGCCUAUUGUCGAAAUGGUCGGAUGAAGGAAGCAUCAAGAAUCUUUUCAGAAAUGAAAGAUUCUUCUGGGCUUACUCCGGAUGUGAUCACAUAUAACACGUUCAUUUCAAGGUAUGCAGCUGACUCGAUGUUUGAGGAAGCCAUCAAUGUUCUGCAAUACAUGAUCAAGCAGGGUUGUCAGCCGAAUGACAGUACAUACAACUCUAUUGUUGAUGGCUAUUGUAAGCACAGUCGCCAGGGUGAUGCAACCAUGUUCAUUAGCACUCUUCAAAAGCUUGAUCCACGUGUUACUAGGGAAGAAGAGGGCAGGUUGUCACAACGAAUAGCAAAGAGGUGGCCCUAAGAAGUAAUUGUCUUCUUCGACUUAGUAUUGGUGCUCUGCAAGCUCCCUUUUUCUUUAUCAUGAUCUUAAGAAUAUGGUGUAGCCUUUCACCAAUUGUUCAUUAAUGCCUUGUCAUCCGUUGGCCGAUUUAGCAAUAGGGGUUAGCCUGUUACACAUGUCAUGUCAAAUAUUUGCGAGGAUGAAGACGCAUCUGAACUGAUACGGUAAAGGAAGGCUCUGGCUUCAACAGAUAACUCAAGAAUUGUGAUUCCAGGUACCUAAAUUGUGAUUCUCCUAGUACAUAUUUUGUAUUAAUGCGGUCAAUAGUUCUCUUGUUGCUUGCCCUUUGCUUGCUGAAUUACUAGGACAGAAAUGGCAUGUACAUAACAUUGAGAUCGAUGAUCAGAAAGUACUUGCGACUUGCAAUUGCUUUUAUUGUCUACAUUGUGCCUGUAUAAGACAGACGUGUUGUUGGAAGCUGGGUUGAGUUAGGUGUAAUGUAACCCGCAUUCAACUUUAAACCUUUCUACGUAGUGAAUUUAGGACUUCAAUGUGAUCCGAGUUUGGGUAUUAUACCUGCAGAUUUUGGAGAGUAAUUCACUUGCGGGUUGCACCAUGGAUUUCAGUUUUAAGAAGAAGAAGAAGAAACAGGCGGUUCCGAAAGCAUUGAUUUCACUUGCAGCUUUUUAGGAGAGUAAUUCUCAAGCAGCAGCGUGGAAAGAAGGCAAGUAACUAUGACAUUUUGAGAGGGUGUUGCACCAUGGAUUGUAAUAUCUCAAUUAGCGUUGUAUAUGCAUCUCAAUUAACUAUGGAUUGUAUAUAAAGAAAGAUACUAUUUUUUUUCUUUUUCCGAUUGAUAUCAAGAGAGGACAAGAGUUAUACAAACAAAACCACCAUGGAACCUCCUACAAGCCACAUUCUAGUGAAGCCACCCAAAAAAAUCGAAAAAUUAUAAUAUAAGAGAGACAAUAGCAGUGCUUUACGAGCCACUCUAUGGGCAGCACUGUUGGCGGCUCUAGGAACUGCCCUAAACUCUAUGCAAAUUGGAAAAGAGUAUAGGAUUUGACGACACUCUCGGAGCACCGGACCUCCAUAGGAAUCUUCUAAGACAAAUUGUCAGAUCUGGAUGACAGCUACCACGAAAUCACCUUCCACUAUCACAUGAGUCAAGGAUCUUGAGUCAACGAUGGUGAUAGCGCCUCUUACUACUAGGAGCUCUGCCAGGUAGGGGUUGACUACUUUCUGAUGACGCAUAUCGGCUGCUAGCACCACAUGCCCGUCUGACCCACGGAUAACAAGACCAGACUAGCAUCCUGAGUCACGAACAGCUGCAUCAAAGUUGAUCUUCAAAUAGUUGUCUGGUGGAGGCUCCCAAGUGGUGAGAGGAGGAUUUGGGAGGAGCAAUCUGGGGGCGGAGGAGGGGGGUGAAAAUUGGAGACUUCAAGGACCUGGUUGUAGAAUUAUCUGGUGAGGGUACGCACAUGAGGUUGGUAGAAUUCAAAAGUCACUUUAUUUCUAGACUUCCAGAUUCUUCAAAAUAAACAGAAGCAUUGGAGAAUGUGGAAUGGGGAGAUCUCAGAGAUCAUGACAUGUCACCACCAUAGACUAAAAUUAACAGUCGGGGCGGAAUCAAUGAAGUUGCUCAAUCCCACUAAGGUCCACAACUUGGUGGCUAGGGGGCAUCUGUGUAUAAUGUGCUCUUGAUGUCGCAAGCACAUACGACAUCGAUUGAGACAGUUAAUUCCACGUAUUUGUAGGACUACCACUGUGAGAAGAAUGACUUUGAGGUAUUGCCAUAUGAAAAUUUUAAAGUUAGGUUGGACUUGGAUAUUCCAAAAAAAAUCGGGAAAUUUUUUUGAUUACCAACCUUCGUAUAUAUAUGUUAUCAUUAUAGUGCAAGCUAAUUUUUAACUUACUAUUAGAGUAAUAAAAUGACUUGGCAUAC
Molecule: messenger RNA, 4512 nt
Organism: Linum trigynum
Lineage: Eukaryota; Viridiplantae; Streptophyta; Magnoliopsida; Malpighiales; Linaceae
Source: the annotation of a GenBank genome assembly